AUGCCUUCAACAAGUGAUUCGAUUCUGAUCGUGGGUGCCGGUGUUUUCGGCCUAUCCACUGCGUUGGAGCUCAAGCAGCGCGGAUACACGAACAUCACCGUGCUGGAUAGAUACGCCCCUCCGGCAGUGGAUGGAAGCAGCGUUGAUAUCUCACGCAUUAUCAGAAUCGACUAUGCCGAUCCUGUCUACUGCAAGAUGGCACGUGAGGCCUAUGCAGGUUGGACAACAGAGUACAACGACCACUACUUCGAAUCCGGAUUUGCUCUCUUAUCAGAGACUCCUCAGAAUGACUGGAUCGCAAAGUCCAAGGCCACAGUUAUAGCUAAUGGAGGCACUGUGGAAGAUCUCAAGGAUGCUACACAGCUGCUGAAGUCGUACCCGAACAUCCAGUCCGACUUAUCUGGUAUGAACGGGUAUCUUAACCGCAGAGGCGGAUGGGCGGACGCCGCCGGCAGCAUCCAGAAGUUGGCUUCACGAUGCACUGUCGAAGGUGUUUCAAUCGUGACUGGGCCUCGCGGAAGUGUCAUCUCCCUGCGCAAGAAAGGUUCGCGCGUUGUGGGUGUCAAUGUGGCGAGUGGAGACUCUAUCCUCGCUUCCCAGGUGAUUCUGAGCACUGGCGCUUGGACAAAUCGGCUUUUGAACAUUGCGCACGCUGCUUCGUCUUCAGGUCAGCCAGUUGGGUUCAUCCAGUUGACUCCGGAGGAAGCUCGGUCUUUGGAAAACACACCCGUCAUGAUCAAUAUGACUGAUGGCGUGUUCAUCUUCCCUCCUUCGCCGGGAAGUAACAUUCUUAAGCUUGCGCGACAUGGCUAUGGCUAUGCCAAUGAAGUCACUGUUCACAAUGACGGAACUCGAACUAUCUCAACCCCGAAAUUCGACACCAGCAACGCAGAGACCGGCUAUCUUCCCGAUGACGCUGACGAGGACCUGCGCAAGGGUCUGCGACGAUUCUGUCCUCGCUUCGCGGACCGACCAUGGUCGUUUCGCCGGCUUUGCUGGUACACAGAUACCCCCAAGGGCGACUUCAUUAUCGAUAACCACCCGACAAUGGAUGGCUUGUUCGUGGCUACUGGUGGCGCGGGACACGGGUUCAAAUUCCUCCCUGUGCUAGGAAAAUAUAUUGUGGACUGCUUUGAGAACAAAGCUUCUGAAGAAUUACGCAAGAAGUGGCGACUAGAGCCUGUUCCUAGUGGUACCAGUGGUUCUCUAAUGAAGGGCGAUGGAAGCCGAGCGGGGCCCCCUUUGAGAAGACUCACCCAGCUGGAGAAGGCUAAGCUCUAG
Penicillium maclennaniae is the source of this 1281-nucleotide messenger RNA. RefSeq names its product NAD(P)/FAD-dependent oxidoreductase. Gene Ontology annotation, molecular function: flavin adenine dinucleotide binding; sarcosine oxidase activity; L-pipecolate oxidase activity. Lineage: Eukaryota; Fungi; Ascomycota; Eurotiomycetes; Eurotiales; Aspergillaceae. The coding region runs from base 1 to 1281 and encodes 426 amino acids. The transcript has 2 exons. The record is from RefSeq and is a predicted model, not a curated record.